CAUGAGUGACGUGGUUGUGUUUAAUGUCCCUGCUGUUUAAAUACGAUCGCUUGCUGACAAUACAAACACUGAUCUGACUGACCAGAAGACACGGUGCACGAGCUUUACGCAAUGACGUGGAUACUGGUGCUCGUGGCAAUCGGACUUCUUUCCGCUGUCCUUUUACUCCGCACUAGGCGCACGAGGCAAAAAAACGAGCCUCCGCUGGACAAAGGCAUAUUUCCGUGGCUUGGUCAUGCACUUGAGUUUGGAAAAGAUGCUGCCAAGUUCUUAACAAAGAUGAAGGAUAAGCAUGGAGACAUUUUUACAGUAUGUGUGGCUGGUAAUUAUGUGACUGUCCUACUGGAUUCCAAUUGCUAUGAUGCUGUGCUCACAGACACCAAAUCGUUUGAUCUGACUCGCUACAGCCAGCUUUUAAUGGACAGAAUCUUCAACCUUCAUUUGCCUAAUCAUGACCCAGUAUCUGAGAGAAAGAGAGUAAACCAAUACUUUAAUAGCUCAAAUCUGUCUCGACUCUGCAGCACAAUGCGGAACAAUCUCCAGUUCCUCAUAGCUUCAGCAGAUACACAGAACCCAACAGAAUGGAAAAAGGACACACUGUUUGACUUCUGUUACAGUUUGCUUUUCAAGGCUGGAUAUCAAACCAUGUUUAGCACAGAGAAUGAUAAUACUGCUAAAUUCACUGAUGUUUAUGAGGAGUUUCGACGGUUUGACAAGAUUUUGCCAAAACUGGCAAGACGUGCUGCAGCUAGAGAUGAGUUGAAAUUUGCCAGUUCAGCACGAAAGCGACUGUGGGAACUAUUGUCUCCAAACUGUUUUCUCACGGGAUCUGUGACCCAGUCGUGGAUGCAGACCUACUUACAGCAUCUAAAAGAGCAAGGCUUGGACACAGAGACCCAGCGGCGAGCCAUGCUGCUGCAGCUGUGGGUUACACAGGGGAAUGCUGGCCCUGCAGCAUUCUGGUUGCUGGGCUUCUUACUCACUCACCCAGAGGCUCUGAAAGCAGUGAAAGCGGAGUUGUGUAGCCUACAGCACCUCCCCCUGGACAAGACAGAGGACACACCAGUGUUAAACAGUGUUCUGAAGGAGACGCUGCGCCUCAGAGCAGCUGCUCUCAUCACCAGAGAUGUGAUGCAGGACAAAACAAUUAAAUUAAGCAACGGCCAAGAAUUUGUUCUACGUAAGGGAGAUCGCCUCUGUAUCUUCCCUUUCCUCAGUCCACAGAUGGAUCCUCAGAUUCAUCAUGAGCCAGAGAAAUUCAAGUUUGACCGCUUCCUAAAUUCUGAUGAAACAAUGUUCUGUAAAGAGGGGCUGCAAAUGAAAUAUGGUACCAUGCCAUGGGGAGCAGGGAGCAAUUUGUGUCCAGGGCGUGACUUUGCUGUUUGUGCUUUAAAACAGGUUGUGCACAUGAUUCUGACACAGUUUGACCUUGAGCUGUGUGAUUGCAAUGCAAGCAUGCCACCAGUGGACGCCAACCGUUACGGCUUCGGAAUGCUUCAACCAGAUGGGGAUUUGAAAGUCCGCUAUAAGCUCAAAAAACACAAUUAAUUACAAUAAGUAAAACUACAAUCAAAACAUUUUAAAAAUAAGUACCUUAAUUGUAUAUAGGCAUCUGCUAUUAUUUGUUCUAACUUUUUAUUGUACAGGUUUUAUAUCACCUGUUAUUUAUUUAAACAAAACAGGUCAUUUAUUUUCUCAUUUGUAAUGUACGUUUUUUAAGAUGCUGUAAUGCUGACAGUGUUCUGUUCUGUGCUUUAAUAAUAAUAAAUGAGUGUCAUUGUGUUGUAA
Hemibagrus wyckioides is the source of this 1788-nucleotide messenger RNA. It is a transcript of the gene ptgis, whose product is annotated as prostaglandin I2 (prostacyclin) synthase. Gene Ontology annotation, molecular function: oxidoreductase activity, acting on paired donors, with incorporation or reduction of molecular oxygen; monooxygenase activity; prostaglandin-I synthase activity. The transcript is spliced from 10 exons. NCBI's taxonomy places the organism in Eukaryota, Metazoa, Chordata, Actinopteri, Siluriformes, Bagridae. The record is from RefSeq and is a predicted model, not a curated record. Gene Ontology annotation, biological process: prostaglandin biosynthetic process. Bases 112 to 1548 code for a protein of 478 amino acids.